Molecule: messenger RNA, 4175 nt
Organism: Betta splendens (Siamese fighting fish)
Lineage: Eukaryota; Metazoa; Chordata; Actinopteri; Anabantiformes; Osphronemidae
Gene: ikzf4
Product: IKAROS family zinc finger 4
Exons: 8
Coding region: 794-2476 (560 amino acids)
Biological process (GO): regulation of transcription by RNA polymerase II
Molecular function (GO): RNA polymerase II cis-regulatory region sequence-specific DNA binding; DNA-binding transcription factor activity
Source: RefSeq, a predicted model, not a curated record
GUCUCCCGGCUGCUGCGCCUGUUGCUCCCCGCGCGCGAUCACUGCGAGGGUAUUAAUUCAUUGCCUGCGCCGCGUCCCCCCCCCCCCUCCAUCCACCGGCUCCACAGUCUCUUAUGUCCACUGUUGUCAUCCAUUAGAGCAAAAGGUGCAGCGUUAAAUGCAGCUAUUUUAAUAACUGACGUUAAACACACCAGUGGUCAUGUACAAUGAGCACAGGUUGGACAUGCGGAGUGUAUCCUGCGUACCUCACUUAGUGGCAGCCUCUUAUUGUUCUAUGUAACCCACAGUAAAUGUCGCCUAUUAUUUAUUUAUUACUGGCCUAUUGCACACAAACGCAGCCCGUGGAUCCAGUAACAGACAAUUAACAGUAAAAGCUGCAGCAAUUCAAGCAAUACAUAUUUUAUAUGUUCAACUUAGCUGAUAGUGUUAUUAAUAAUACAAUAUUUAUUUUAGCCCAUAUAUAAAUGUUGAUAUUUAUGAUAUUAUUAAUUCUGCAGCCUGCAUUGUUUGGUUUUUCAAAUGUGAUGCACUUUUGAGAGUCGUAGCAGCUUUGCAUUCUCGUCUAAAGUGUUCUCCAGCUUUUUUUUUGUCCUCCCCCAUGAAUUUUAACUCCUCCUUUGACAGAUUCUUUAAAUGUGGCUCUUCAGUCAUUCGCAAGCUGCCACUGCGACUGAGCCUGCGUGAUUCGGAACAACCUUGGUUCACCUGAUUACUUUAUUACAGCGAGCUUGUUUCUACACACUCGCAACUGAACCUGUUUCAUACUCGUAUUUUUACGGCAUCUGGUCACAUAAUGAAUGCUGAUGACUGCAAUGGCCGCUCAAAUGCACAAGGGAACGGAGGACAGUCAUCAGCAGAGCAGGAGUUUUACGGUGCGGUGCAGGGCCCUGCAGUGAGAUCCCCAAACAGUCAGCACUCGUCACCAAACCGCUCGCUUAGUGCAAACUCCAUCAAGGUCGAGCUGUGCAGCGACGCGGAGUCGCCGGGCGGUCCACCGGCGGAGAACCCGGAGCCUGAGAAGGACAGCGGCAGGAGGGAUGACGGGGGGGACCCCGUGCAGGAGGGGGGCGCGGAGUUCUGCGGCGCCGAGCGGGACCGAGCGGGCCUCUACAACGAGGUGGGCGGCGCCAAAGCGUCCCCGUCCGGACCCAUCCGCCUGCCCAACGGGAAGCUGCAGUGCGAGGUCUGUGGGAUGAUCUGCAUCGGGCCCAACGUGCUGAUGGUGCACAAGCGCAGCCACACAGGCGAGAGGCCGUUCCAGUGCAACCAGUGCGGGGCCUCCUUCACCCAGAAAGGAAACCUGCUGCGCCACAUCAAGCUGCAUUCGGGAGAAAAGCCCUUCAAAUGCUCCAUUUGCAACUAUGCCUGUCGGCGGAGAGACGCCUUGGCCGGACACCUCCGCACGCACGCAGUCUCUUCUCCGACGGUGGGGAAACCUUUCAAGUGCAGCUACUGUAGUCGCAGCUACAAACAGCAGAGCACACUGGACGAACAUCUGGAGCGUUGCCAUAGUUAUCUGAAGAGCUUGGACCACCAGUCAGCCGUCAGCACGCAGACAGCGAAAGGUGUGGAGUCAAUGACCAUGGAGUCACGUGCAAAACCUGUGCUGCAGCCGUCCAGUGACAAAAUCCAGUUUGUGGACAGAAUGGCUAUUAGCACCAAACGCAAGAGGUCAACCCCACAGAAAUUUCUGGGUGAGAAGCACAUGCACCUUGACCUGCCCGAGGCCCCGUACGAAUUGUCGUCUGGCUCUGAAAAAGACGGCGACAUCAUGGGCCCUCAGGCCGCCGGGGACUCGGCGCCGGCCGCCUCCCACCUCCUGGGGGUCCGGGGCAAAGGCGACAACCACGGGUCGCCCACCCUGUCUCACCUCCAUCCCGUCUACCUGUCAGAGCUCCGCACAUUUAUGGGCUCUGUCAACAGCAACGCCACCCCUCAGGGCCCCCGAGGCCUCGCCGGAGGCGCGCUGGCGGCGGCCUCGCUCGGCCUGGCGGCGCGGGAGGCGGGCGAGGACCCGCCCUCGGCCUCCCCCAACGGCUGCCCCGACUCCACAGACACAGAGAGCACAGCCGAGGAGCAGAGCACAAGGGCUAGCGCCCCCACAAGUACCUCCAACAACCACCACCUCCACUACCAAACCCCAGCACUGACCCGCAGCCGCCCCACCUGCAGCCCCAGCCAGGCCAAAGACACGGACCCGGAGUGGGAGCGCGGCUGCCCGGCGCGGCCCGCCCGAGGGAAGGGCUCCCUCCCCCCCAGGGAGGCGGUCCAGGUGCUGGACCGGGACGGGAGGCCCGUCAGCUCCUUCCACUGCCGCCACUGCCACAUCCUCUUCCUGGACCACGUCAUGUUCACCAUCCACAUGGGCUGCCACGGCUUCCGCCAGCCCUUCGAGUGCAACAUCUGCGGCCACCGCAGCCAGGACCGCUACGAGUUCUCGUCCCACAUCAGCCGCGGCGAGCACCAGGUGGGCUGAGCGGGGGGGGGGGGGGGGGGGGGGUGGUUACGGGCUCACGUCUGCUCUGCACCAGAUCACUAGCUUUAAAUCCCCAGUAGAACAAUUCGUCAUCGCAGAGAGUAUCCUAUAAAUUCAAGCGGAGAAUCUUUACACCAUUUAAAAAGUUAACGGAGGUAAGUUACGUUUAGUGAAUAAUUCUAAUCAUUCUGCAAAGUGCCUUUUUGGAGGAUUUCCUCUCAGAAUUCAAAAACGUGGGGAAUGGUGCUCAUAGGGUUUGACCCGCCAUCCCACAGUUGUGCGUUUCCAUCUGGUGCAUCGUCUGCACUCAGUGCUUUGCUUUGUGGCGAGGGAAGGUGUCAGGGAGGCUCAACAUGCACUGAGAGCUCGGCGCCUCCGGGUUUCGGAGGAGCUUCGGCGAAGGACGGAGCACAGAAAUGGAUUGCCUUAACUCCCGCCGCUGCAGCUACGCGGCGGCGGGAACACUUACUGUUUACAGCACGGUUCUACAGUGUGAAGCCGCCUCAGAGGAAAAGCAGACGGGACGUUGCACAUGGAGACGACCUUCAGGGCAGAGGGGGUUCUGGCGGGUUUAAAGCGAGCCUUAGGAAGCUGGUGCAGAUCAGAGCGUGGGCUGCGGGCGUGGACCGGAACCGGGGCCCGACCCGACGGAGACGGCCCGGGGUGCUAAACCUACACAUUAUUGCACUUUUGGGUUCCCUGCUUGUAUACGAACGCCGUCGCCGACGCACCCGGCGGCUUCGCGACGUUCCUCCGCGAUUGUUCUGCUGCACUGACCAAUCACGUGACUGAUCUCGGAGUUUCGCAACCCCAGUGUUUCCUUGGGAGCCGGCCUUCUAGAGAACCCCACUGCAUUGCACUGGUUCUGCGGUCUACACUCAAGUUUGCUGCAACGUGUGACUGAGGAUUAAAAUAUCAGUUCAGCUGAAACGCUUUGUUGUUUUUUUUUUGGUUUUUGCUCUCAGCAGCUGAGGCUGAGACCCGAGAAGAUUUCCAUCACUUCAGCAAAUUAGCAAAUGAAUUAGACCUGUUGAGUUCAUCACUUGUGAUUAUCUAUUUAGUGUUGUUUGUUUCAGCCUUGGUGUAUUUAAUCAGCUAUAUUCCAAAUCUUAUCCAGCAUAUUCCUCAAGUCCAUGAAAUGUUACCUCCUGCUUCUUUAUAGCACCCAAAUACCUUAUUGCUACAGUACGGUGAGUUAUCUGAUCAUUUUAAUAUUGGGAACAUGAAUGAGACCAAACUCAGUAUUCUUACUUGUUAUUGUGGGUUUGCUGCUUCAUAGUUUAACUUCAUUUCCUUUAAUCGCAGGCAAAAUGUACUUGAAACUGUUUGAGAAAAAAAAAGUUAUUUAAAAAUGCACUUGGUUUGUAGAGAAGCGUGUGUGAAUGGAACAUAGCAUGUGUGCUUGUCGUUUUCCGCUUUUACUGGAGUUGUGAAUUAUUUUUGAAAUGUGAAGUAAUUUUAGAAAGUGAAAACGAGGCAUUGUUUUUGUCUCCUUGUGUGGACUUUUCAAUGUUAUAUAAUAUUUUGCGAAUGAUACGACAUGACAGAACACCUUACCUCAAAGUUUAAGAUGUACAACUGCCUCAUUAUUUCAAGAAGUCAUGUUGCUUUCCGAGAUGUUCUUGCAGUUACAAACGCGUGCCCCUCGAUAUUCUCAAAACUUUUUACUGUCAAUAAAGUUCAAGUUUGUUGUACAAGA